Molecule: messenger RNA, 786 nt
Organism: Anopheles nili
Lineage: Eukaryota; Metazoa; Arthropoda; Insecta; Diptera; Culicidae
Gene: Bin1
Product: histone deacetylase complex subunit SAP18
Exons: 2
Coding region: 1-450 (149 amino acids)
Biological process (GO): negative regulation of DNA-templated transcription
Cellular component (GO): nucleus
Molecular function (GO): transcription factor binding; transcription corepressor activity
Source: RefSeq, a predicted model, not a curated record
AUGGCCGGUUUAGAAUCUAUGAUAGUAGAAGAAAAGCAACAGCCCCCAAAAACGGUCGAUCGAGAGAAAACGUGCCCGCUUUUACUGAGAGUUUUCUGUUCGACCGGUCGGCAUCAUACGGCCAACGAGUACUCGUACGGUAAUGUGCCCUCGAACGAGCUUCAAAUCUACACCUGGAUGGACGCCACGCUGCGUGAGCUAACGACACUGGUGCGCGAUGUCAACCCGGAGACGCGGCGCAAGGGCACCUAUUUCGAUUUUGCCGUCGUUUACCCGGACCGUGGUUCGAGCUUUCGCAUGCGAGAAAUCGGCGUUACCUGCUCCGGUCAAAAGGGCGGUGAUGAUUCUAAGACACUUGCCCAGGCGAAAUUUACCAUCGGCGAUUUCAUGGACAUCAACAUCACGCCACCGAACCGGAUUCCGCCGCCUAGGCGCCAACGACCGUACUAGGUGUGAGCAACGAGAUUGAGUGAAGGUGGCGUACGUUAAGGCUAUGUGCGCCGGUGGCACUCUAUGCUAGAUAACACGUGAGCGAGCCAACCAGACUGCCCAAUCUGCCAUUAUUGAUUUUUCUCUCUCCCUUGUAAUGUAAAUGCGGAUAGGGUAAAUCGUAAGAUGACCCGUGCAUAAGUACUUUCGUUAGGGUCCGAUUUGUCAAUCAUAUUCGUCACAUUGUAACGGAAUCCUUUUUUUUUAUUUCACCUUGUGCAGUUUCGAUUAUUUUCCUCAUUAAUUAAGUCUUAGAAACAAACAAACUAUGUAAGAGGAUGUCCCUUGAAAGCGAUA